This is a messenger RNA of Impatiens glandulifera, 749 nucleotides long. RefSeq lists its product as uncharacterized. Gene Ontology annotation, molecular function: protein binding. The transcript is spliced from 4 exons. The record is from RefSeq and is a predicted model, not a curated record. Bases 209 to 589 code for a protein of 126 amino acids. Lineage: Eukaryota; Viridiplantae; Streptophyta; Magnoliopsida; Ericales; Balsaminaceae.
AUGGGUCCUGUAUUGGAGAAAUAGGUUCGUCCCAAAUCUUAGUGCAAAGCUGCUAAACGUCGCAUCUCUCUCUAUUUCUCUCUCACUGGAUCGACUCCAUGCCAAUAUCAAUAUCAAUAUCAAUAUCAAAUGUACAAGUUCAUUUGCUAUAGACUUGCUACAAUUCAGUGGUCAUCAUCUGGUCUUUCAUGCUGUAUUUGUUGGAGAGAUGAGCAAGGAGAGGCAACCUGAACCCCUGGAUUUCUUUAUUUGGACAGUUGAGGAUGUUGGGUUGUGGUUAGAAGAGAUAAAGUUGGGCAGCUAUGGUGAAAUAUUCAGAGAAAUGGGUGUAAAUGGAGAAUACUUGGAAGGCAUGUCAAUGUUAACAACAGAACAGAUACUUCGCUUUAUAAGGCGAUGCCACAUGAAAUGGGGGGAUUUCAUAACCCUCUGCAAAGAACUCAGGCGAAUUAAAGUUGCUUGCCUGAAAGGUGAACAAAGGAUACGGAGGCCAUGGUGGGCUCCUCCUUGUUUGGCAGUUGUUUUUGUCAAGGCAGCAAACACCAGUAGAAGACAGGCAAGAGUUGUUUCAUUGAAGCUUGAACCUUGAUCCCAUCUUCCAUCCCCAUCCUUUCCAUUCCAUCUAUCUAUGUAUGUAUUUUCAGAGUAUCUAUGUUUCUUCUUUCUUUUCUUUUCAUUUCAUUUCCUUUCAAUACUUUAAGUUGUCCCAGUUCUGUUCUCUAUUUAUAAACCUCCAAUUUUACUUUAAA